Messenger RNA from Spea bombifrons (plains spadefoot toad), 2178 nucleotides. It is a transcript of the gene CABLES1, whose product is annotated as Cdk5 and Abl enzyme substrate 1. Gene Ontology annotation, biological process: nervous system development; regulation of cell cycle. NCBI's taxonomy places the organism in Eukaryota, Metazoa, Chordata, Amphibia, Anura, Pelobatidae. Gene Ontology annotation, cellular component: cytosol. The coding region runs from base 82 to 1740 and encodes 552 amino acids. The record is from RefSeq and is a predicted model, not a curated record. The transcript is spliced from 10 exons.
AGAGCCCGCCCCCUCCCAGCAAUAACAAGCAGUGCCUUACUGCUGCGCUGCGACCGGCUGCCGUUCAUCAUACGCAGAUACAUGGCGACCGCCGCCAGCAAUGGAAUAAUGAUAGGAGGCUCCGUGCAGUCCCCGGGUGCCCACAGUCUGGAUCAUGCCAGGAGGCAGCAGCAGCAGCAGCAGCGCAUGGACCCCCGCAGGAGGCAGGCAGCCCUCUCGUUCCUCACCAACAUCUCGCUGGACGGGAGACCCCUGCAGGAUAACGGGGGAACCGGAGAGGAGGAGGAUGCAGCGGGCGCUCAGGAGCCCGCAUACAGUUCACCGCCCAGCGAGUCCCCCGUGCACCGGCUGCAUGCCCCCUACAGCAGGGCGAGCUGGGCCUCCCCGCAGCUUGUCACGAUAUGUGCAGAGGGCGUGUUACGGCAGAGUCGGGAGAGCAGGGCGUGCGUGGAAAGUGCGCUACUUGGCGAAGGGGAGGAUGAGUUCGGAGGCGGCGGCAUCCCCCUGUCUGCCUUUACAGGUAGCGCGGUGCCCGCGGGGAGCCGGGGUCGCCUCAACUCCUUCACCUAUGGGAUCCUACCGGCUGCCUUCAGGAGCCCGGCUGCCCAGAGCUUCUCCUCUCCGGACCCGGUGCCAGGGGCGGUGUGCAGCGCCAUCGACUGCCAGAGGUCUCGGCGACGCCUUAUCUCCCAGAGAUCAUCGUUGGAAACACUUGAAGAUAUUGAAGAAAAUGCUCCUUUGCGGAGAUGUCGGACUCUGUCCGGUUCCCCCAGACCAAAGAGUUUUAAGAAGGUUCAUUUUAUUAAGAGUAUGAGACAACAUGACACCAGAAGUGGCAGAAUAGUCUUGAUAAGUGGAAGAAGAUCAUUCUGUAGCAUAUUUUCAGUGCUACCCUACAGAGACUGUGCAAAUAUUGGGGAUCUGAAACUCGAAGGGACAAGGCAGCGCCAUUCCUCGGGCGGAAUCGGAACGCGAGAAAUGAUCCUUGGCCUGGAAGGAGUUGAACUCGGUGCUGAUGGGAAGACUGUUUCCUAUACCCAGUUUUUGUACUCCACCAACUCCUUGGGAGCUCGCAGAAACACAAUAGAUUCAACCUGCUCCUUUGCCCAGGGGCGCAACACAAGUUACCGCAACCUCACGCUGGGCAGAGCCAACAGUAUCCAGGGGAGCAUUGAUACAGGUAGCGACAUAGGAGAUUUCAUUGAAUAUGAUCCAAACCUUCUGGAUGACCCUCAGUGGCCAUGCGGCAAGCACAAAAGGGUGUUAAUAUUCCCUUCCUAUAUGACCACUGUGAUAGAGUAUGUGAAACCCUCCGACCUCAAGAAAGAUAUGAAUGAAACGUUCAAAGAGAAGUUUCCUCAUAUUAAGCUGACGCUCAGCAAAAUAAGAAGUCUAAAACGUGAUAUUCGUAAGCUGGCGCAGGAUGACUGUGGCUAUGAGGAGCCCACGGUAGCCAUGGCUUUUGUAUAUUUUGAGAAGCUUGCAUUGAAGGGGAAGUUGAACAAGCAGAACAGAAAGCUUUGUGCUGGAGCCUGCAUUUUAUUAGCUGCCAAAAUUGGCAGUGACCUCCGGAAACACGAAGUUAAACACCUCAUUGAUAAACUAGAAGAAAAGUUUCGUUUGAACAGAAGGGAGUUAAUGGCCUUUGAAUUCCCUGUACUGGUUGCCUUGGAGUUUGCUCUUCAUCUGCCGGAGCAUGAAAUAAUGCCUCAUUAUAGACGCUUAAUCCAAAAUUCCUAGCACAGGACACACAACUCUUCUACAAUACUGUGUGGAUUUAUCAAGCUGCAGCUGCUACUGGAAACGCAAAAAAAUCAAUGAAAUGUCCUUUUUGGUGCGGAUCUUUGGUAUUUUUUUUAUAUAUACCAACAGAUAGAAACACUAUUGCAAAUGCUACUAGGAAGAGACAACAUAUAACUGGACCUCAGCUUUUUUAGGAGCUACAGAUCACAUUUGUUUCAUCUCCACUUAACUACACAUCUGACAUUAAACAUAGUGAUAAAGGACUCUACACUUGUGUAGAACUUUGGAAGCCACCUUAGCUGUUAAAAUGUUUGUGCCAAUCAAUUUUUAUGAUCCGCUUUUUGGAAGCACUUUUAUUGUUUGUACUUCAUAAUACAGAAUCUGGAUUUCUUUCUACCCUUGGAAAAAUCGAACAGAGAUUCAUGUUCGGGGGGA